GCCUGAUGUUUUUCAGCCCCAGAGAUACGGGGUCUUUUUUGACCUUUUCCCUUCCUACACGAUCUCGACCAGGCAUUCCAUCCCCGUCUUGUCCCGAGUCCUGCUACAUGCCGGAUCGACUCUCGUUUUCCAACAAAUCUCAUGUUUUUUUUUUUUUACUUUCUUGAUCUUCCUCCUCUUCUCCCUGUGUGACUAGAGUCCCAAAACGUUCAUAACGGUGGUCACGGCUACGAUCGGCGAGGGAAACCCACCAGCCCCAGAUUCGAGUAAUCAUCAGGAAAAAAAAGAAAGGUCCAAGAGUGGCAUGGCCAACACAAGAAACAGCACGUAGACAAGACCGAAUACCUACCGAUUCCGAUUUCCAGCCUCUUCAGCUUGUCAUCAGCUCCGUAAUCCAUUCUCGGCCCUGUUCUAUCCACACUAUACCCGAAGCAAACGACUGAAGGAUCUCUCUUCACCGUUUACAUACCAGCCCACCACCCAUCAGCAAAUUUCCACCUCGACCUCAGAUCGGAAUUGGAAUACAUGUAUGGCACAAGACAGAAACUGAUAUGAGCGGGGAUCAGCUGGCUUGCAGCAGCUUUGGUGACCAAACCGCUCAGCCGUCUACACCUACCCGAACCCCGAACUCCAACACCUCGUCGAGCCCCCUCUUACACACGCCCAAGGACGACAGGAACUACGCUGAAGAUACGGCGGGCUGGACUCCUGGGUUUGCCAAGGAGUAUUCCGUCUUCAUAAACACACCAGGAUACUCUAGAGAAGCAGAAGGUCUGUCCGAAGAGCUUGGCUCAAAGAAACCGGCCUUCAUUUUGUCUGGCCAGAAGGCGUCACUGUCAACGGACCGGCUUCCUGCGGGGCUGACUGCUGCUUCUGCGAACCCCUCCUCUUCUCCAGAUUCGGCACAGCUAUUACCUUCGGUGGAGUCUUUGGUUGGUUUAAGCCUGCCCCGAGAGCCGUUGGUCCUAUCGAGCGUCAACAGUUUGGCGUUAUCGAACCAGCUGCCUCACCCUACACAAACCAGAUCGGUUCAGAAGAUAUCACCCGAUACCGCUGAUCCACACCCAACCCAGAUUAUAACACCUCCACCUUCACGUCACAAAGGCCAGCGCAAGCUUGCCGGUCGGCUUGACGCCAGCGUUAUGCACAAUGAUCAGGACUUUGUCCAGCAAGAAUACCUGGAGACAUCCCAUCAACCAGACAUGGGCAGCUAUAUGACGAACCAAGGCGAUAUGUUUAACUUCCAGCUUUCCGGAACCACGACAGGCGAUCUUGCAAACCCGCAACCCUUCUGGGAGACGGAUCCCAGCUUGGAGGUGAUGGAUAUCGAUUUCAAUGGAGCAAGCAGCAGCCUGUUUCGACAGGAGCCGCACCCACCGUCCAGACCUAUGAACUCACUGAACUGGGAAACUUCAACCCCCAACCACUUUAUUCCGGAGAAUGUACUGGUCAAUGGAGGUCGGGUUGUGUCAAGUGGUGGAAAUGAACAUGUCAUGGUGUCUCAAGCGCCCAUGCAGGCCCUGAUGACCUCGUCAGCGGAUCAAAUCAUGUAUACUGGUACAUAUGCUACUGCUAUCGAUAACUCCUUUGGGAUAAUCAACACCGGCGUCGACCCGGGCCUCCUCUUCAGUCGGCCGUCGUCUGCUACUAUGGAUGCCUCCUUUGACGCCGUGGCACAAGGGUCGUCGUCGCGAGGUCCAUCCCGUCAGAUAUCUCAGGGCGCCCAGUCGGGAAACCAAGGUGCGUCAGUUGCAAAGGUGCCAUUACGCGGUGAGCUACGUCGCUCAGCCAGUGAAAGGGAAAUGGAGCCCCGAAAGAAGGACAAAGUACGAGCAACCUCUCCUGUCAAGCCCAUCGGCCGUCCCGGGCUUGGGAGGAGUCUCAGUGAGAAUAGAGGCAAGAGACCAGGUAGUCGAGCCAUCUUGCCAGCGCUAGCACCGGCUCCACGUUCACAGUCUCAAUUAUCCAACAGUUCUGGCUUGGGCAUUAGUCGCCCUAUUCUCUCACAGCCCGGUAGGUCAAGUGGCAGAUUAUCGCCGUUAAAGAGCAGCCAUCAACGACUGCCCAGCCUUACAUCCAUUCCAGAAACGGCGGGCCCGCGGACCAGGACCCAGGCGAAGUUCACCAUCGACGAGAACGGUCGGGCCCGUGUAGAGACGACGCUGGUCGUUGAACGCGACAACCCUAUGGCCGUCCGUAAGCGGACUAGUUCGCAAUCAGUAGGUGGUUGUCGCCGCUGGUGUUCGGAAGACGACGAGGAGUCGUCAGCAGACGAUGAGCCGAUUAUCAUCCCCAGCAGAAACACUUCGUUUUCUAUACCGGACCCCCGCAAAUCGAGGACCGCUGUUAAUUCUUCCAGCCACUCACAGCCAAACUUCAGUUUCAGUGCGCAAAGUACAAUAUCGUUGGGUUCUUUCCGAUCUGACGGCGGGUUGCACGAUCUGGGCGACGAAAGCGAUGAAGAAAUUCUCUUCAGCGAGAUGACCCCGACCAGCAAGAUGUCAGGCGAUGCCGUCAAUGAGCUCCUCAAGCUGCGAGAAGAUCGGAUGAGGCAAAAGCCUUCGCCCUCAACAAUGAGACGACUGACGUCCAGCAGCCACAGCAAUAGCACCGGAACGAGUGUGAGCAUGAACUUUGCCAGCCGCUUCACAGCAUCGCCCACGGCACUGACUGAGGCGAGUUUACCUACGCCCUCGUCGUCCGAUGCAACUGCUAGCGUCACCAAGAUGCGUGCCGUGCGUUGUAUUUGCAAAAGGCCUGAUCUCGACCCAGGAAAUGCCUUUAUGGUUCAGUGCGAAUCGUGCGAGAUGUGGCUACACGGUAGAUGCGUGAAGAUUACUUCGCAACGGGCAAUGCCGUCCAUCUAUAUAUGCGCAUACUGUGCGAACUUGAAGACGACGACACCCCCCAUACAAGGCAGUGGCGGCGGCAAUGGAGUUUAUAGCAGCUCAUCACGGACUGUGAGACAAUCCGCAGUCGUUGGGAAGGGGACACCAGGAGUAGGGACGACGAUAAGACCUACUUCAGGGUCGUCAUUGGGGUCACCGCUGGCACAUAAGUCGUCAUUCAAGUCAUUUCGAUGAAGAAGCUGUCUGGAACAUAUGGACUGCGAAAGGGAAACGGCAUGACGUGCAUGAAAAGCAGUACAUCAAGUGAAAAUUAUAGUGGAAAAGAUGGAAAUAGGAAAGGAGCGAAAAGGUUUACUUUUUGAUUAUCGAGGGCAGGUAACGCGACAGACAGCUAGCCAUUCCGGAGAAGACCGAGCACGGAGCAGAAAUGCACAAUGAUACCCGAAUCACCUGGAGCGGAUGGUGCUUAUUUGUUGAUGGCCAUGUAUGCCAAACAUUGAUGUCGAUGUAAUGCUGCGGGCAAGCAGGUGUCGUACUGGCGGUUUAUUUAUUUUUGUUGACCUAGUUAGUGUACACUAAAAAGGGGUGACCGAUGUGAAAG
Messenger RNA from Neurospora crassa OR74A, 3450 nucleotides. RefSeq lists its product as hypothetical. The transcript has 4 exons. Gene Ontology annotation, biological process: positive regulation of DNA-templated transcription. The record is from RefSeq and is a predicted model, not a curated record. Gene Ontology annotation, cellular component: Set1C/COMPASS complex. Lineage: Eukaryota; Fungi; Ascomycota; Sordariomycetes; Sordariales; Sordariaceae. Bases 552 to 3083 code for a protein of 843 amino acids.